Molecule: messenger RNA, 447 nt
Organism: Rotaria sp. Silwood2
Lineage: Eukaryota; Metazoa; Rotifera; Eurotatoria; Philodinida; Philodinidae
Source: the annotation of a GenBank genome assembly
AUGGGCUCGAGAUUUGUUGAUGUUAGCAAUAGUAAAGGUUUAAAACGAAGAGAAUGGUCUACAAAGGCUCCGCAAUGGCGAAGAACUAUCCGUGGUUUAUGUCUCGAAGGCAAAUGCUCAAACACUGAAUGCAAGGCGUACGGUCACAGUGUUAUUAUGCGCAUUGGCUAUACAAAAUUCGACAUGUUAGCCGAUCCCGAUGAAACCACAACAGUAUGUCCAAUAUGUGAACAGUUUGUUGAACCAAAAACAUGUGCCUUUAAUAAUUGUUGGUGGAGAUACGAUGGAACUCAACAAGCAGAAACUGGUAGCGGUAAACCACCAAAGAAAUAUUCAAGUGAAUGGCAUGAAGUCGAUGAUGCAUAUCAUUAUUUUGACGAAGAAGCAAGUGGGACGAUUUUGUGGAAGCGUCUUGUAAUUGAAGCUGUUAAGGACAAGCCUGUGUAA